Molecule: messenger RNA, 1350 nt
Organism: Amphibalanus amphitrite
Lineage: Eukaryota; Metazoa; Arthropoda; Thecostraca; Balanomorpha; Balanidae
Product: protein scribble homolog
Exons: 2
Coding region: 72-1274 (400 amino acids)
Molecular function (GO): protein binding
Source: RefSeq, a predicted model, not a curated record
GGACUGCGUUUGGGUCUUGCGUUUUUCUACAUUUGUUGGCUAUUUUGUUGUGCACGUAAGUAGUGUUCACCAUGAAGCUCAAGUGUGAGCUGCAGACGGUGUACCGAACCGGUGCUGGCGCCUCACAGUCGUCACGCAAGUCACAGGGCCUGCUGGUGCUGUCAGGACGCAUGCCCGAGCUGCUGGUCACCGCUUACACUCCGCGCAACAAGCGCGGCCUGCGCUACCAGGUGACCAGUCUGACGCGCGUCUUCACCCGCCAUGCGGCCGCCGGGAAGACGUCGCUGAGCUUCCGGGAGCCGGCCCACGACCUGCUGGUGACCGGCGAUCCAGUGCACGUGCGCGCGUUCCUGGCACAGCUGAGUGGUGCUGCGCGCGGCCAGGACAGCGAGCGGCCGCCGCCGGCCGCGGCGCCUGAGCGCGUACAGCCCAGUCAGAUGGGCCGGCCGCCGACGCGUCUGACGGCGCGCACUUCGGGCGAGUACGUGCGCGCCUUUCCGCCGGGACUGCAGCACCUCGCUGCUAACGGAAUCCGACUGCGGCGCGUCGAGGAGCGCCUGCUGCGCCUCAGUCAGCUGCGCUCCCUGGACCUGAGCGGUAACCGUCUGACACGGCUGCCGCCGAUCGACCGCCGGCUGCCACAGCUUUGCGAGCUCCGGUUGUCCGGCAACCAGCUGGAGACGCUGGAGCCGCUGGCCGAGCGGCCGGCAGACUCUCAGCUGGCCUACCUGGACGUCAGCGGAAACCGGCUGGCCGCGCUGCCCGACACACUGGCGUUCCUAACAAAACUGCACUUCCUGAACGCCGCCGGUAACCAGCUGGCGACACUGCCCGAGUGUGUGACGAACCUGGCGCGACUGCGCGUCGUCAACGUCUCCAAUAACCGGCUGUCGUGGCUGCCGGCGCAGCUGGAGCGGAUGGAACUCAUGGAGGUGGACACCCACGGGAACGCCGGUGUCGAGCCGGUCUAUGAGCCGUGCUCUGAUCAGCCUCCUUCCCUGGAGCACCUGGCCGCCGGAGCGGCCGUCCGCCGGCUGGGCGGCCGCCUCCCCAGCGCCGCCGAGCUGCCGCUCUGUCUACUGGAGCUUCUGGUACAGUGCGACAGGUGUCGCCAGUGCGGCCGGCCCUGUUUUGCAGGUGAGGGCGGCUGCGAGGUGCGGUUGCGCCCGGGCCCGCUGCGACACGGUCGGGCCUCACUGGUGCAUCCCACCGGCCGGCCCCUGCCGCUCAGGGAGGUGACCUGUUUCAGAUGUGUCGGCAGGAGGGCCAGGUGAUCUUUCGUUAGACGGUGCUGUGAGACUUGGGCAUUCAUUUAUGACGCCUUCGUGUGAUGACCACCCGCGAAGGCUC